GCUGUUUGUACGAUCAUUCCAUCAUCGUUGGUAAUACCGUGAUCCGCUGAAGGCUCGCGACAUACGAUCACGUUCACCCACAGCCGUCCUCCCAUCAAAACCCAUCGACAUCUGCAUUCCAAACACGCAGUCGGCCAGAGAUAUACAGCCACAGCGUUCGAGCAAGCAACAUCCGUCUGCCGUGUUACGCAGUAUAAAUAUUCCGUGUUGGCAGACAGCUGAAACGCUCGAUUGAAAAGAGUCACCUCCCCGAUACACCGCAAUUGUGCGGACCAUCGCCAUCAUGAGAGAAGUUAAUUUCAGUAUUCCCAAUGUCAACAAGGCAUCUGUCGGCAUCACCACCGCCUUGUAUGAUCGCAGAGCCCUCGACUGCACCUCGACCCUCCCACUCAUCAAUUCGCUCAACCACCUCGCAUACCUCACGACAUCAUCGGCACGGAUAAGAGAUAUUUUGACCGUCGAUGGCGGCGUCGAGCGAUUGGUAUGCCUUCUCAAAGCAGGGCGAAGCAAAGAUAUGAUGGACAUGUGGAAAUGGAAUUUGGCAUUUCAAUGCGUUGUCAACAUUGGGGUCCGAGGAUCGGAAAACGUGCGAACAAGAGUGGUGGAGGCCGAUAUGGUCCCAGUCAUUGCUACUAUUCUCGACAAUUACAUCAAAGUCGUUGAUAGAUGUCGUGAAAAAGCAGAGGAGGCGAAGAAAUUGCAGGAGCAGCGAUUGAAUGGGUCACGAACUGGCGAACACAGUCGCUCUCACAAGGGUUCUUUCGGGAACCGCACAUCUCGAUUUGAAUCAGAAUUUCGAGCGUCUCGCAGACAACCACCUCCACCAUCUAUCGAAAUUCCUACUACAUUCACAAACGCUCCUUUGACGGCGGGCUCGGACGCCAUGGACACCACUCCAACCGGGCCACAAUUCGCGCUCACUUCCCCACCCGAGCGAACCACAUUCUCUGUUCAUCGACACCACCAUCAUCAUCACCAUCACCCGAGAAACUCAGAUGCCAGACAGCAUUUCCUACCUCCUUCUCGCCAUAAUAUUCAGCCUCUCGCUACUGCCGUCCCAUCUAUGGACGCUGCAGAUGGAUUUAACAUCCGACCCGUUCGUGAUGUGGAUCGUCUGCCAUCAAUGGUUCCUGGUUUCCACGGUGGUUUGACAUCGCAACCCGAAUCUCCCACGACUCCUCUUCCUCCCAAUCAAAUCCGAUCACCUACUGUGCGUCCUACAUCCAUGUCAGCACCUUCAGCACGUUCCAGGAGACGACCAUCCAUUCGACACCAAGCUUCGCUUGUUGGGGAGUCUGAAGAUCCCAACGCUGAUAGCAUGGCAUCUGAUGAAUCUGGAGACCCAGAGAUCUCAGGUGUCAGCAAUGCGGAUAUUCAAUCACCCGUCAAUAUCCAAGACAUCACAAUGGACGAGGGAGACAGCAUGCUCACUGCUGUAGAAACUCCUUUGGGCUUGACUACUCCUACCGUGUCUGAAGCACAAGACGCGGGUACUUUCAACAUUACACAUAGAUCUGCUAUUGAUGGUAGCAUGAUUAACGACGCCACGACUCCAACUGGUCCAGCAAUGGGCCUUUCACCUGCUCAAACCACUGCUGCGAAUACCCCACCCACCAUGCCCAAUGCCACAAUCCCUCGAUAUCUCCUUGAUCGACCCACAGCAGCAAGCGGACAAGUCCUGGCAGCUAUGCCAAGGGACGAAGAUGUCUUGAUGUCUCUCCAACUCCUCGCAUACGUUUCAAAGUACUGCAACCUCCGCUCCUACUUUCAGAAGUCCCAUCUCGUCCCAAAAUUGAAGAUUGGGUCCGAGCUUCACCUUCUUGACGCUGAUGAAACAAAUCCUUUCUCCCCAUCUUCAUCAUCCUCACCAACGUCAUCCACCUCUGCUUGCGACUCAGAGGAAGAAGAAUACCUCCUUCCAGACGACUUCAACAUCUUUCCUCUUGUCGAAAAGUUUACUGUCCGACAUCAUAGCCAAGAUAUGCAAUAUUGGGCAGGAGUUGUGAUGAGGAAUCUUUGUCGCAAGGAUGAUAGUCGUGGAGGAAUCAGACAAUGUGCAUAUUAUCAGUGUGGAAAGUGGGAAGAGUUCACCAGACAAUUCGCCAAAUGCCGAAGAUGCAGGAGGACGAAGUAUUGCAGCAAAGAGUGCCAGAAAAGUGCUUGGGUCUUCCACAGGCAUUGGUGUGUAGCUGCAACUCAGUAGCACUUAUAGUGUCUAUUGACCCCAACUUUCGGCUCUCCUCCUUACACAGGUUAAUGCUACAUGUCUGGCUUGAGGUCAGACCAUCGCUGGAGCGAAGUACGGACGAACGAUUUUCCUAAUAUUUUAAUGUCAACGAACGGCCAUCCCAUCAGCGAGGCAUGCAUCCAUUGCACGAAACGAAUGAUAGCGAGU
Mollisia scopiformis is the source of this 2395-nucleotide messenger RNA. RefSeq lists its product as uncharacterized. NCBI's taxonomy places the organism in Eukaryota, Fungi, Ascomycota, Leotiomycetes, Helotiales, Mollisiaceae. The record is from RefSeq and is a predicted model, not a curated record. Gene Ontology annotation, cellular component: MUB1-RAD6-UBR2 ubiquitin ligase complex. The transcript has a single exon. Bases 284 to 2203 code for a protein of 639 amino acids. Gene Ontology annotation, biological process: ubiquitin-dependent protein catabolic process; establishment or maintenance of cell polarity.